Anopheles gambiae (African malaria mosquito) is the source of this 4581-nucleotide messenger RNA. RefSeq lists its product as uncharacterized. NCBI's taxonomy places the organism in Eukaryota, Metazoa, Arthropoda, Insecta, Diptera, Culicidae. Gene Ontology annotation, molecular function: serine-type endopeptidase activity. Gene Ontology annotation, biological process: proteolysis. Bases 413 to 3841 code for a protein of 1142 amino acids. The record is from RefSeq and is a predicted model, not a curated record. The transcript has 5 exons.
AUUACGUAACAGAUGGACAGCUCCUCGCUCAAAUAGCUUAGUUUCUUGAACAAAUUCUGAUUUUUUGAGAAAGAAAAUUAAAAAAAAAUCAAACGUUUUAUUUUGCGUUACGCAACAAAAGAUAAACUCCCCCUCUCCCCUAUGUAACAAAUCGUAACGUUUGACGACACCCUCCCACCCCCUUAUAAGCGUUUCAUAAUUGAUGGAUGACGCCUAAGUAGCGCUCUUAAUUUCUUAUCAGACGCGCUCUGGAGAGGUUAUCCGUCUGUCGCGUAACCUUGUCUUAUGUUAAAUAAACCAAUCUCUACCGAUCGUGGCCAAAGAAAAAUCAUGUUCAGCCCUGCUACGGUACUUUGCGGGUGCAAGUUACACUCACUCCUUGUGUCGAUGUGGUACGGCUUACCGUGUCGUUAUGUAUUGUUCACCAAAACGGUUUCUCCUGCUGCUGGGAUGUUUGCAGUGGGCGAUGCAAACACGCGCACAAGAGGAUCAUUUAUCGUGCGGCAGGCGCAAAGUGAAAACGACAUAUCUCAUCCACAACGGCGCUGAUGCCAUUGCUGGACACUGGCCGUGGCAUGCGGCAAUUUUCCAUCAAAAAGACAAGCACAAAGAAUACGCGUGCGGUGGAUCCAUCCUUGAUGAAACAACCAUUCUUACGGCAUCCCAUUGCGUGUCCACUCUAAGCGGCGUGAUCUCGGCAGCUCUCGUGACAGUACACGUGGGACAAAUCCACCUGAAUCAGUCCAGCGAAUACACGCAGACGUUCGAGGCGCGUGAGAUAAUCAUAAAUCCUGGCUUCAGCAAAGCUAGCAUCAUCCACGAUAUAGCUUUGAUCAAGCUCAGGACCAACAUCAGCAUGAACAGGUACGUGCAGCCCGUCUGUCUGUGGACAAUGGACAGUGCGCUGGAGUUGAUCGUGGGCAGAAACGGAACGAUCGUUGGAUUUGGGCUGAGCGAGCGGGAUGUUGUGUCGGAGCAGCUCAAACAAGCCACGAUUGGGGUGGUGGAUCCUUACACGUGCAUUGCAAGUGAUCGGGUGGUGUACGGAACGCAUCUUACGUUGGAAAUGUUCUGCGGCAAAGGACAGAACGGUGUGAGUGCGUGCAAUGGAGAUAGCGGCGGUGGCAUGUUCUUCGAGGUCAGCGGUCGGUGGUUCGUGCGCGGCUUGGUGUCGUUCACUCCAGCGCGUGGAAGCAGCGGACUGUGCGAUCCGCUCAAGUACACCGUCUACACCGACGUGGCCAAGUACGUGGAAUGGAUUAAGCAGUACAUCGAUCAGCGUGUCCUACCGGUCGAGAGUGACGUGCUGGAAGUGGACUACGAGGAGAAGCUACGCCUGUUCAACUUUGGCAGCUGUGGUGUGCUGGAUGCUAGAUCUAAGUUUAUUCCCUGGCUGGGGGCAGUGAAACUACCGAACGACAAUCGUACUAGGUGUAUGGUUACACUGAUCAGCGAAUGGUAUGCAGUCGGGCCGGCACAUUGCUUCAAUACCGUUGGUGUCAUCCCUUAUAUUUUACUUGGUAAUGUCCCAGAUGAAACCACUAGCCAGUGCACCUAUAGUACUAACAUUGAAGACUGUAUGGUUUUCGAGCAAACGCGGAAAAUUCAAAGAAUCAUUGUACAUCCAAAGUUCGGCCAGAACAAUUCUGCGGACAAUAUCGCGCUACUCGAGCUGCUGAGCCCAGCAGACACCAGCCAGCCGAACGUGCAGCCUAUCUGCAUGCCGGUAACGCCCGAGCUUCGAACGAACGCAAAGACCAAUUUAAGCGUAGUGGCGAUCGCAAGGAGAGGGCUCAGGCAACAAAACAUUACCGUCCGGUUCGUGGAACCCGUUGAGUGUACGAGGCAGUACGCGGAACAGAAAAUUGAGCUUAAAUUAGAAUUCAAACGAAUGUGCGCCGUACAACCGAGCAAGCGGGAGGAAAGAUUUUGCUAUUCUCUGACAGAGGGUGUACCGAUCCAAGAAAUGAAGAUAUUCGGUGGAAAGGAGCAAUACUUUCUGCGGGGGUUUGAGCUAACUGGGGCGGCCUGCAGUACAAUUACACCAUCAAUUUACAACAAUAUCGAAGAAUAUGUCGACUGGAUACUAUACAACAUGAGGUACAACGAGCAAGAAGGGGCGAGCGAUGGUGGAACUAUAAUCACAACUCAAGAAACACUCGAGUCAGAGUGGGAAAAGCUGCAGCCGGGAAAUGAUAAAAUGCGUCUGUUUAAUAUGAAUACGUGCGGCUUAAUUGACCCCGAUAGUAUCAGUAAAUAUUUUGCGACAUACAUGCCUUGGGUCGGGAUACUUGAAUCGCGGACGGUCCCAAACAACGAAUUCUUGGAAGAGAGAUUAGUCGUGCUCAUCAGCGAGUGGUAUGUCUUGGCGCCGAAAUAUAGUGUGCAGAAGGAUUUUAUAUGGCGAUAUAUUUUACUAGGACAAAUACAUACAUUUUUUGAAGAAUCGCGCCAACGAAUAGAAAUCAAGAACGUUAUCCUCCCACCGUCCGAUCAUCCCAGGCAAUUGUUUGCACUGCUCGAGCUGCUCGAACCAGCUGAUCUAACGAAUCCCCAUAUCCAACCGAUCUGUUUGCCCUUCAUGGAUGGGCUACAUCGUAACAAACCCGCGGAAGUGAUUAUGACGUCCUAUCAUAAUAAUUUCGGAAUUAUCCAUGCAAACAAGACGCUGAAGAUUACCACCUACCAGCACUGCCAGCCACGACUGUUGCACGCAGGACAGCUCAUCAGCUUCGUCACGGAGCCUCUGUGUGCAGUCGAGUCUUCAGACGAACUCAAGCACGAGUCACUGUAUUCCAAGCUGGGCAGUCCGUAUCAGCUCACAGUGCCGUACGUGGAACGGCCGCGCUACUUUCUGUACGGCAUGCAUGUCGAUGGGUCAUACAUUCUCUCUCGCCUACACCACGGUCCAUACAUAUUUCACAAGAUUGAAAAGGCAGAUCUUGCUUGGAUAGUGAACAGCGUGCGGGAAAACGAACAGCAAUCUUCGUUCCCCAGCAAAAUUCGCAGUGAACGAGUUAACUUGAGGUCAAUGCAGCAUGUUUCCCGGAGCGCUUUCUUUAACUUUGAAACCUGUGGCAUAUCGUCGAACAGCUAUCCGAUGCCAUGGAUAGGAGAUCUCAUAGUCGGUAAAAAGUUGAUUUCUACGAUAAUACUCAUAAGUGACCGGUACGUUGUUAGUCCAGCAACGCAUGUUUACUCUUACGUGCCAAACAAACUUCAUGCAACAUUGGGACAUGAAACAAGACAUAUAAAUGAUUCGAAUGUGCAAAAAAUACCAAUCGAGGAGUUGAUCGUUCAUCCACAGUACAAUAAACUCAAUUUGGCUAACGACAUUGCGUUAGCUCGACUAGCUACAGCUGUGGAUACAUCUCUGCCUAACGUGCGACCCAUCUGCUUGCCGAUCAUCGAUGCAAUUCGCAGCUAUGAUUUAUCAAGCUUGUUCAUGGAUUUUUAUGAUCCCUUACUGUAUAAGAAGCAAUCUGACAAUGCUGCUGAUAGGUACAUCGACCAGGUAGAGUGCCAACAUCGGUGGCAAGGAUUGAUGGUUGGAUUCACCAUAGACACCUCCAAUCAUUGUGUGCUGGAAAAACGCACGCUAGAGGACAACAAAUUAGUAGAAAUUGAAAACGGCGACGUGCUUUACUCCCGGCAAAGACUGGCACUGAGUGACAGAGAGUUUCUGCGCGGGUUUGCAGUGUUUAAACCGGACCUACCGAGUAUUUACUAUCCCGCUGUUUACAUAAACACAGAUGCCUAUCUGGAUUGGAUAUUGGAAACUAUCGUGCAGCGCACAGGGCUUCCUUUCGAUCUGCGAGAAGAGCUUAUAUUCAGCGAAUAAUAAUGAAUCUUUGCUCUCGUAAGACGCAAUGCAAUCAAACAACAACUACAACUACAGUAAAGCAAACAAAUUUUAAGUAAACAAACAAUUUUCAUACUAGCAUUUGACGACGAGUAGCACGAUGGGCUGCUCUCCAAAACCGACCAACGUGGGAAUACCAACCUACAUCAUGAUAGUAAUCCAGAGCUCUUUUCGAGUCUUCUUAGUUGAACAGUCCUCUAGCAAUACCAUAAUACCGGCUGUAGUUCCACAAGGAAGUAUGCUGGCCCCCUCACUCUUCAUGAUAUACCUGUCAGACAUACCCACUCUUCCUCAAGGUUGUGAACUGUUUCUCUUCGCCGACGACACGGCCAUAGCAGUUAAGGGAAGAACUGUAAAUGAACUCAAAAACAGAGCCCAGCAAUGCGUUGGUAUUUUAAUCAAAUACAUUUGGAAGUGGAAAAUUACACCUGUUCUCACUUUCCUCUGAAUCUUUAUCCGGUUGCUAUGGAUCGCAAUCCAUGAGAGUAGAGGGCAAUCAACUACGUCUAUAUCGUUUUCAGCUUCGUCGGAAUCGUUUUCAGUUACGUUUGGAUCGCUCUCAGCUACCUUUGGAUGUUGCAGUAGCUCGCGCAAAUUUCGUUGUAGUGCAUGUCUGACAAAUCUGUCAAAUGUUUAAAAAUUCAUUGCUUAAAAAUGGGUUAAAAAUUCAAUCAACACAAGUUCUCAAUUGGGUUCAAACAUAGAACAAUAUGAAAUUG